Dichomitus squalens LYAD-421 SS1 is the source of this 1548-nucleotide messenger RNA. RefSeq lists its product as uncharacterized. The transcript is spliced from 2 exons. NCBI's taxonomy places the organism in Eukaryota, Fungi, Basidiomycota, Agaricomycetes, Polyporales, Polyporaceae. The record is from RefSeq and is a predicted model, not a curated record. The coding region runs from base 1 to 1548 and encodes 515 amino acids.
AUGUCUGUGACUUCACAAGCGAAUGGGCGCGACAUCCCUGGGUUCGGUCGAAAAGGGCGGGUCUGGGGGACGUCUGGAGGAGUCGGAUUGUCUCUUGCCACCGAUGAGCGGUCCAAACCGCCACCAUUUUGGGCGCCUCCUCUUCCCGGAAUGCGUUCCUCCUCCGGAACAAGCGUUAACACGUCGAUCUCUCCAACAUCCACGACGACGCCCGCCGGUACUCGCCCGCUGAACUAUGUGCGUAAAGCUCUCGGAAGGCAGUCCUCCGGGGAACAGGAGCCUACGAAGCCCUACGUAAAGCAGAGGUACACCACGCAAAGCACGCCCAGUUCGCCAGCUCUCCAGCAACCUCCCCAUUGGUACCCGUCACCCGUGCAGGGGCGCGGUGCGGCUUCCUUCAUUCCUCCUGGGAAGCAUCAUGAUGCCGCACACCUCGAUGCGCGGGCGGCGGAGUUCGUCCCUGGACGAGGUGCUACUGCUCCUGCCCCAGCCGCGGCGCUCCUUCCAGUGAACGAUAUCGACCUGAACGAAUGCGCCAGAACUGAACCUGGGACAGCCAUGUCUUCGUCGCGCGUCUCGGUGCGUGGCUCGCGCUCCCCGUCGCUCUCGCCUUCGACGGACGAGGGCAAGAGCGCGGAGAGAGAAAGGGAGGAGGCCGAGAGGCAGUGGCACCUGCAGGCGGUGCCAGGAGACGAGGACAAUGGGUGGGGGGUCUCACAACCGACUGCGAUGCACAACUCGGAGAGCUUGGGCGACGCUGGCGAGAGUGUUGAAGCGAAGCCACCAGGGGCCGACGCCACGUCCGUUGAACGACCUGCGCUUUGUUCCGAACAGAGCCCGCAGCCGUCAUGUUCGCUCUUGUCGCCCUCUGCAACCACGCCUCAGGAUGUGGUGGUAGGAGCUGCACCGCCGGGGUUCGGUGUAUUGAUCCAUCGCGCACGAAUGAUAAGGGACGACGAUCGCGUGCCAUAUCCCAAGGACGUCAUCCCUCCCAACGUCCGGCCGGCAAAUACCCGCUAUGCUCGAGAGUUCCUCCUGCAAUUUGAAAAGGUGUGCACCGGCAAGCCGCCUACCAUACCUACAAUCGAUCCCUUCUGGCAUCUCAUCCUAGUACGGCACGAACAACACGUACAACGUCAAGAGCGCGUUCCUCGUGCCCGCACGGUGCACGUAGGUGUUCAAACGGAGGAGAUCGGUACUCACUGCAAAGACGCGGACUCCCGCGAUCCGGAGGAUACUAGCGGCGCGGUUGGUUGCGACCCCGAUGUCGCUAGCCAAGCAGGCACCAACAGCGACGCGACGACACAGACUGCGGACGCAGCCCGUGAUCUUCCCGUGAAGAAUGCUGUCCGAUCUGUAGACGGUGACGUCUUUGGCAAGCCAGCCUAUCGUGUAACACCACGCAUGGAUGAACUCGACCCUUUCGACUACGAGAUGCAGGAUGCAAGGCGCGAGCUACUGGAAGCACAAGUCGCACGUCUGGAGGCGGAGAUGAAGAUUAUGCACCUUGAGCUUUGCAGACUUCGUCGCGCUGUCGGAAUAUCGUGA